UGGAAAUAUAUUCACAAUCAACAUCAGAAGACAAACAACAUUUUAUGCAAACAAGAUCUUCACGUGAUCCAUCUGAAAUUUGUCAUAUCACCGAAUUGUAUGAUCCACAUAUUAAGAAUAUCAAAUUUAUAUUACCAAUGUAUUAUUUUCCUGAUGAGCAAUUUCAUACACCGUCCAUGUUGAAAUUUUUGAAAGAGUGCGGUUUAAGAUCGUACAUUCAGAUUGAUAAAUGUAAGCAGAUAAUGGAUUCGAUUCAAACACAAGUUAAAGAACAUGGUUGGACGCCUGAACAGAGAAAGCGUUCGAAAUAUUUAUAUGAACAUCUCUUAGAUAACUGGCAACGAUAUGAUAAUUCAAUAUUGGAUAUUAAAUUUUUAGAACCGUAUCGAAUGAUCUACGAAAAUGACGAUCUCUUACAAUUACACGAACAAUAUACGGUCUCGGAUGAUGUGAAUCAGUUAAAAUACACGUGUAUCAAAUUAUCCGAUGGUGAGCUCCUUCAAUAUUCGAAAUUAUGUUGGACAUCUUCGUACUUAUUACCAGAAUUUGUUCGUCUCGAACAAUAUUCUGAUGAUACCGACCAAACACAGCAAAUAGAUCAAAAUUGUUUAGACUUUUUCAAAUUAAACAAAAAGCCGUCUUACGCACUUGUUAAAACAAAUCUAACAAAUUUAUGUGAAAAAUUUUCAUUAAAGUAUAACAAUCAUACACAACAAAAACAAAAAGAAAGAAGCAAUCUAAAAUCUGGCUCAUCCGCAUCACAACAUAUCAUUGACGAUAUUCUUAUACCCGUUUUGAAAGUGAUUUAUUCGUAUUUUCAAACAGAAAUUAAACCUGAACGGCGAACAGAGAUCUAUAAAGAAUUAACAAAUAAAGAAUGUGUUUAUUCUAGAACACGUCGACAAUUUUUAUAUGGAAAAUAUUUUUGUAUAAAUUUACCUAUUCAAGAUGAAAUACCACCAUUCUUGUUCUCGUUACCCGAGGAAUUUGUAGAAUAUAAAAGUUUCUUUCAACAAAUUGGUGCACAGCAAGAACCUCAUCCCAUGUUAUACGGUGAUAUUUUGCGGAAACUAUCAAAAGUAUGUGAUACAGAUUAUCUGAAUUCAAACGAAUUAUGUAAAUCACUAAAAGCUAUGGAAUGUUUUUUCAAAUAUUUGUCAACAAAUUCAACGAUAACAGCACAAUACAAGUUACCAGGUUUAUAUUUGGUAUCAAAUGAUUUUAAAUUAAUAAAAUCGAUCGAUAUUGUCAUUAUGGACGAUAAAACAAAACUUGACUAUAUGACAAAAUUAGUGCACGAUAAAUUUAUGUUUAAUCCAAACGAACGUGUCUUAAAAUUAGAUCAAACACCGUCAAGUUCAUCAACAUCAAAAUCUCAAACAUCGACAGCACUUAAAGAUAUCAUUGAUAAAAUAUUUGUUAGUCAACGACCCAUAUUAUUUACACAAAAAUAUGAAGAGUCAUUUUCGAUUACGAUACCGGAAGAUGAAGAAUCACAUCGACAACGAUUCUUAUUCAAUUUAGAACGUAAAUACAAUCAGUUAUUAGCGUCUCGUCAUUUACAUCGCUGUAUGGCACGUGUCAUUGCUAACCAUGUAGCUCGUCAGACAAAUCCGAAAAUAAUAUCAUUGGACGAUGUUGAAAAUCUUAUUCGACAACGGUUAACGUACGUGAAAGUUACAUGCGUUGAAUAUUUAGAAACAAAUUUAAUUUAUAAAAAAACACAACAAAAAGUUGAUCAAUCGGUUGAUGAAAAAGCUGUUUAUCUCGUUGCUGAAGGUGAAGAAAAUAUUGUGUUGUACAUAUCGAUGAAACAUACUGAACAACCGUAUUUUACAUUAUGUUUGGCUCGAGCAUUAAGUCCAUGUUUGGGUUUAUCCGAAUUACAAUUGGACAAUAGUGUAAUGGCAGCACUGCUGGCAACAACAAUUGGACAAAUGUCAAAGUUGUUAAAUUUGGUCAAUGUAGCAACAGAUGAAAAUAUUUUAUCGAUUUUGAAAAUGCAGUAUAUUCCUUCGCCCGGAAAUGUUUACGGUGAUGAUAUUGAAGCGUUACAAGUAUUUAGUAUCGAUCAACAUCAGAUAUUACCAGGUGAUUUAUGCGUCUAUAAAUUAAAUGACUUGUACAUUUAUUGUGAAGUAGAACGUAUCAUUAAAGAACAUUCAUCUAGCUCUAAAAAGUCAUCUUCUGGAAAAGACGAUAAUGAUGAGUGGUCAUGGAAAAAGAGCGGUGCUCAUUUACCCUCGUACACAUUCAUAUGUAAAAUAAAUGAAAACAACGAGACACAACGCAUUGAACAAGAUCAGUUUUAUGUGUUGGAGCAUUGGUCGAGAAUAUUUGAUGCCGUUUCGUCAGUACCACCAGAUGAACGUGAAUCAUCUAAAUUUUCAACAGAUAGUAAAACCAGUCGAGAGUCAUCAGCAUCAGGUGCAUCUAAACAUGAUCGUGAUGCGGCCGGUGGUGAUGGAACUCAUAACACUCAUAAUUUUCACUUUUCUUCUUCUAAUCAUAACUCUUCUUCCGCUAAUCAUCGUUCAUCACGUCAUCAUCGUGGAAAAGGCGAUAGUAAAACAGAUUCAGGACCAGCAGGAACUAAUGGUCAUUCGUCCUACACACGUACAGAUAGUGAUUCAUCAAAUGGAACAGGAUACGAGUCUCCAUCUGAAUCCGAAUCAUCUUCAAACACUGCUCAACAGCAAGAUUUGAUCGAUAAAAAAGAAUUGGAAGAUACAAAAUCUGAAAUAUACAUGGCCGUACGAAAUGCCUAUCAGCAAACUGGCCCAGAACGAAAGAAAACAGUGAAAAAAUUGUUGUUAAAAUGGCAUCCAGACAAAAAUCGGGGACGUGAACGUUUUGCAGCAGAAGUCUUCAAACAUUUGAGAAAACAGAUUGAUCAUUUUGAAAACGAUCCAUUAACUUCUGAUCCGAAAUUUUCUUGGAAUAAAACUCAUAAAACAGAAUCGUCAACUGGUGCAGGUGAUUCAGCCACAGCAGACUCUGGUGCAAAACCCUCUUCAUCGUCGACAUCAGGGGGGACUAGUGGUGACUAUUUCAGAUAUGGAAGUUUUGAAAAUGAUGAUGUCAAACGUUCGUAUCAAGAUAUUCCACGCGCACAAACAACAUCAGAAACAACAACUGAUUCAGACACACAAGCAAAUGGUGGUGGAGCAUUUUCAGAUGGUACCGGAAAAACGCGUUUUUCACCACAUCGUUCAUCAUCGUUUCGUACUGCCAGAGAAGAAUGGGCUUACAGACGACAACAUGGAUUUCAACGAAGACAUGGCUUCUUUUCUGGAACAGAAGAGCAAACAACUAACGGUAGUAGUGGCACGACAAAUGGUGCACAAUCCGGCACACAAGGAAGUAUGUAG
Didymodactylos carnosus is the source of this 3371-nucleotide messenger RNA. The record is from the annotation of a GenBank genome assembly. NCBI's taxonomy places the organism in Eukaryota, Metazoa, Rotifera, Eurotatoria, Philodinida, Philodinidae.